Messenger RNA from Paramecium pentaurelia, 301 nucleotides. The record is from the annotation of a GenBank genome assembly. Lineage: Eukaryota; Ciliophora; Oligohymenophorea; Peniculida; Parameciidae.
AUGAAGCAGUUUCAACAGUAGUUGAAAAAUUUAGAUGAGGUAUUCAAAAUAUUAUAUCAUCAAUUAGAUUAUUUAAAAUAACAAGAAUAGUAUUAAUUUUAUGAGAAAGAUUGCAUAAGAAUAUUAAAUUAUGCUAAAAAGAAUGAUCCAGGAGUUUAUUUCAGAUUUCUUAAUUUUAUAAAUAAAAAAAUAUAUACUGAAAUCCAGUUUGAACUAUGAAAAAUUGUUAAGAUUUAAAUCUAAAAUAAAAACAUCAUCAAUUAAUUAAAAAGUAGAGUAAAUAAGAUCAUUUUUGCUCUGA